Messenger RNA from Drosophila elegans, 1854 nucleotides. Its product is annotated as gastrula zinc finger protein XlCGF8.2DB. NCBI's taxonomy places the organism in Eukaryota, Metazoa, Arthropoda, Insecta, Diptera, Drosophilidae. Gene Ontology annotation, biological process: regulation of transcription by RNA polymerase II. Gene Ontology annotation, molecular function: DNA-binding transcription factor activity, RNA polymerase II-specific; RNA polymerase II cis-regulatory region sequence-specific DNA binding. The record is from RefSeq and is a predicted model, not a curated record. Bases 88 to 1110 code for a protein of 340 amino acids. Gene Ontology annotation, cellular component: nucleus. The transcript has 2 exons.
UCUAUCCCAUCUCUAAAAAACCAAAAACAAAACAAGAAAUGAAAAUACUGCAAAACUUACCUCGUUUUUAUUGAAUUAUUCAAAUAAAUGGAGCGAAAAAUUAUGGAAUACGAUGUCGGCAGGUUCAAGACCUUGUUUGCCAUGAAAGAAGAAGGCGAACGGGAGGAAGAGGAGGAUGCGGACAUGAUUUUGAGAUCAGAGAUCUAUGAUGAAGAAUUGGCCCUGGAACGGGAAGAACAAGAGUUUGAGGAGCGGAAUCUGGGAAACCAACAAGGCGGAUCCGCAGCAUCCUUCGCCUGCAGACACUGCCCAGAGGUAUUUUUCAGCAAGGAGGAUUUAGCCGCCCAUCGCACCAUCCACCGACUUAAAAAUGGUCAGUUGAAGAAAUCUAGUGCAGAGUUGACUUGCGACACCUGCGGAAAAGUCUUUCAAAGACGUAACGCCCUCGUGGAUCACAUUAAUUCCCACAAAAGUGAACGGAACUAUCAAUGUCCGGAGUGUCCGGCUCGAUUUGUGCAGCGCAGCAAUAGGGAUUGCCAUCUAAGAAACACGCACAUGAAGGAGUAUCUGCACGCCUGUCCGGAAAUGGGAUGUGAAAGGCGUUUUCAGCAGAAACGCGAACGGGAUCAGCAUAUAAAAACGGUCCACCGCAAAGAGCGAAACUUUGUGUGCGAGACCUGCAAGGCAAGCUUCAGUCAUCCCGUAAAUUACAGGAAACACUUGGCCUCGCAUACUGCCGAAAAGAACUACGGUUGUCCGAUAUGUGGCAAGCUCUUUGGUCGAGCCGAAAACCGAGAUGUUCAUCUUUUUGUCCAUAGCAUUAGCAAGGCGUAUAUUUGCUCCGUUUGUGGAGCAGAUUAUAUGCGCCGCAAUCAGUUGAUUCGUCACAGUUCAGCAAGUGGCCAUUUAAACGAUCGAAUUGUAAGGCAAAAACCUCUGUUUAGUCCGGCCCUUGCUUUCAAGGAUCAUCUUCAGAUCCAAAAGGAUGCUAAUUUAGAGGAAGAUUAUGGGGAUGGGGAGUUUCAAUGGCCAAAAGAGGAGGAUCACGCUAGUCCAGAAGAACUGGCCGAGGACAGUGACGAAAAUGAGAUAUUAAAGUAUGGUACAUAAUCAAGAAAGAGAAGAACUGGUCAGGUUAGUUCGUAUCGAAUAUUAGCAUAUAAUAUAAUCAGCUGAACUUAAGAAUGAGUGGUGCUUGAUAACUGCACAAAAUGCUACCAGUGCUGUGAAAAUAGUUUUUAAAUAUAAAACUAAUUAAUGAAUUAUCAACAAAAACAGAAGCUUUAAAAUAAGUGAAGUCUUUUUUUACUCUUAAAACCUUAUAGAAAAUAUAAUAAGUUACUGAUAACUAAUAGAUUUAAGGCUUGUGCAGAAAAUGCCAGUAUUAUAGAAUCAAGCGUUUCAAGGAAUUUAAACUAUGAAUUAAGAACCAAAAACUCUCAAAGCAAACACUUUAGGACUUUAGUUUUCAAACAUUAAAAAAAAAUGGUUAAGAAAUAAAUUAAAUCUUUGCUUUCCCAAAAUUCUUACUUAUUUACAUGUUAAUUGAUUAAUUUUUUUUGUACAGCUAAUACGAUAAAUUAAUGAUUGUGCAGAAAAUGCCAUAAAUAAAUGAUAUAAAAAAUGGCAACAGAUAUUACCGCAUGCAAAAAAUCAACCGGAGACGUGGGUCAAGAAAAAAAUGAAAACAAAAAAGCAAAUGAAAAGUGAAUGUCGCUGCUGUGUCUGGUUGCACUUUAAUAAAAAAAAAGUGAAAUGAAAUGUGAAGUCUCACCUGUUGAAAAUUAACAAAAAUCAGGCGUAAAACCCAUAAAUACGCAAAGCAAAAGGGGGAAAAACAUAAAAGGGGAGGGG